This is a messenger RNA of Chroicocephalus ridibundus (black-headed gull), 2643 nucleotides long. It is a transcript of the gene INSM2, whose product is annotated as INSM transcriptional repressor 2. Bases 1 to 1404 code for a protein of 467 amino acids. Gene Ontology annotation, cellular component: nucleus; transcription repressor complex. Gene Ontology annotation, molecular function: DNA-binding transcription repressor activity, RNA polymerase II-specific; RNA polymerase II cis-regulatory region sequence-specific DNA binding. Lineage: Eukaryota; Metazoa; Chordata; Aves; Charadriiformes; Laridae. The transcript has a single exon. The record is from RefSeq and is a predicted model, not a curated record. Gene Ontology annotation, biological process: negative regulation of transcription by RNA polymerase II; regulation of cell cycle process; neuron differentiation.
AUGCCGCGCGGCUUCCUCGUCAAGCGCAGCCGGCGCCCCGGCGGCUCCUACCGGGCGCGCCCGCGGGAGCGGGACGCGGACCGGGACCCGCCGCCCGCCCCGCCGCCGCCGCCCCCGCCGCCCGCCGCCGGGGGCAGCCCCGCCGCCAGGCAGGGGGCGGAGGAGGAGGAGGAGGGCGAGGAGGAGGAGGGCGCCGCCGCCGCCUGCCCCGCGACGUGGCCCCCCGGCGGCGGCUGCGGCGGCCCCGGGCUCGCCCCGCCGGAGGGGCCGGCCGCCUGGGGGGCGGCGGGGCCCUGCAGCGCGGCGGGGCCGCGGGCGGCUCUUUUCGAGCGGUGCCUCAGCUCGCCCGCCUCCGCCGAGUCCUUCCCCCUGGCCGCCUCCUUCCCGCCCGCCGAGAAGCUGCUGCUGCAGCCCCGCACGCCGCUGCCCGCCCCGCCGCCGCCGGUGCCCGCGCUGAAGCGGCCGUCGCGGGCCAAGGCGCCGGCCAAGAAGGCCAAGGCGACGCGGAAGCUGAGCUUCGCCGACGAGGUGACCACCUCGCCCGUGCUGGGGCUGCGCAUCAAGGAGGAGGGGCCCGAGGGCCGGCCGGGGCCGGGGCCGCCGGCGGGGCGCACGCCGCUGGGCGAGUUCAUCUGCCAGCUGUGCAAGGAGCAGUACGCGGACCCGCUGGCGCUGGCCCAGCACCGCUGCUCCCGCAUCGUGCGCGUCGAGUACCGCUGCCCCGAGUGCCACAAGAUCUUCAGCUGCCCCGCCAACCUGGCCUCCCACCGCCGCUGGCACAAGCCGCGGCCCGGCCCCAGCGCCGACGGCUCCGCCGCCGCCGCCCCGCCGGGCAAGGAGAACAGCCCCGAGCGGCGGCCCCGCGGCCCCGCCGCGCCGCCGCCGCCCCGUCAGCACCGCGGCGGCGCGGACAGCGCCGGCGGCGCCCCGGCCCCCCCCGGCCCCGGCCCCGCUGCCGGCCCCGCUGCCGCCGCCGGCCCCGGCGGGGAGGCGUUCGCCUGCCCCUGCUGCCAGAAGCGGUUCCGGCGGCAGGCCUACCUCCGCAAGCACCUGGGCACGCACGGGGCGGCGCGGCCCGCCGCCUACGGCCCGCCGGAGCGCGGGCAGCUCGCCUUCGCCUGCCACCUCUGCGGCGCCCGCUUCCCCUCGGCGGACAUCAGGGACAAGCACCGGCUGUGGCACGCCGUGCGGGAGGAGCUGCUGCUGCCGCCGCCGCCGCCGCCGCCGCCCGCCGGGCCCCCCGAGGGCGGCGCGGCGGGCGGCGAGCGGCAGGGCUUCCCCUGCAAGCACUGUCCCGCCACCUUCUUCAGCGCGCCCGGGCUGGCGCGACACGCCAGCAAGUGCCACCCGCCGGAGGGCAGGCAGGUCCUGCUGCUCCAGGUGCCCGUCCGGCCCGGCUGCUAGGCCCGCGGCGCCCCACGAUGGGAUUGCUCCGGGAGCCCGGGCCAGCCGAGCCAGUCCUGUCCACGCUGUAAUUCCUAUGGAAAGUCGCGGUACUCACGGCUACGAAGGCGGAGGAGCCGCCCGCGGAUUCCCCCCCCCGCCUCUCCGGCCGGUGGGCAGCGAAACUGCUCUCCCGUACCCGCACGGCAGAAGGUUUAGCCGACGGGGCGGUACCGCCGCCUCCGCUGCUCCGGCCGGCGGCGUCGGUGCCGAGCCCCGCCGGGGAGGGAAGGAGCGGGGGAGGCACAGCGCGGCCCCUCGGCUGCCCGCCGGGGCGGCCGGAGGAGGGCUGGCGGGGGGCGCGGAACGGCCCCGUGGGGUGGGUACGGCCCUGGGCUGACGGGAGCAGGCGGGGAGCCGGGCCCGGCCAGCAUCUGCCGGGAUGCGCACAACGCCGGGGAGGCGGGCGUCGGGCCGCUGAGGGUACGUCUUCCGUAGCCGCUCUCGGUCCCGGGGCAGAAGUACAGCUGUACAUACGAUAUUUAAAGAGAGGAAUUAUUUUUCGUGAGAAAAGGAGCCUUGAUCUAGUGACCUUGUUUUAAUAGCCUUAGCCCCCGAGCUUCAACACUUAAUUUAUUGUGAGGUGUUUUGUUUGCUGUACUCUGUACUAAGAUAGUCGAGAAGGUAAAUGUUCAUAUUGAGUCAAUGUCAAAGUCAUAUAAUAGCUAGCAAAACGUAUGGAAAAUUAAUCGUGCUGUCUGCUUAAUUAAGAUAACGAGGUGUUGGUCUUCGAUAGCUAAGUACGCAUCUCCCGCUUACUCGGUGUUUCUGUACUCUAGCGACCGUGUAGUAGGCAAAACGCACAUCUCCGGCAGCUGCCCGGUCCAAACCCUGCGCUCUUCGUGGUUUGUUAGUGUGGCAGGACAACAGCAAGAAGCGCAGUUGGGCCUCUCUGGGCCACGCAGCGUGUGGCCCUGCCAGCCCCGGUGCCGUGGGCAGGCAGAGGGUCCCUGUCCGGCCUCCGGCCCUUCUCCCCUGUGAGCCGCGCUGUUGACAUGAGCUCCUCCGAGUCUUGUGAGCAGUUGAAAUUAGAACACGGAAGUCUUUCGGUAUGUUGCUGAAGCGCAGAUGACAGGCUACCUUCCUUCUCCCUAACCAGACCUACCUUAGGAAAGCAACCCACGGUGUGUAUUCCCUGGCUUUUAACGGUGGUCUGGCCAAAUGCUUUGAAAUACUGUCGCAUUUACCAGCUACUGACAU